ACAGACGGCAACACACAGGCAUAUACUCCUAUACAUUCGAAGUGGUCACAUCAUAAAACCUUUUUUAACUCCACUGGUUCUCUCUCUGUCUCUCUCAAGGACCAUUUCAAUGGCUUCCGAAGCACAAAGCAGCGCCCCAGACAAUCUUCCUCUGGUUCUGAUUCAUCGAAUCCCACCUUUCGAACUCUCCUUCAAAUCAUGGCUUCCAACCCGAUUCCGCCUCCUCGACCCGUUAGACCCCUCCUUCUCCUCCCCACAGACCCAGUCUCUGGUCUCAUCCGUACGCCUCCUCCUCUGCCUCGGUCCCUCCCCUCUCACCUCCGACACUCUCGAUCGCUUCCCCUCCGUCCAGUGCGUCGUCGGCUCCAGUGCCGGCCUCGACCACGUCGACCUCGCCACCUGCUGCCGCCGCGGUAUCACUGUCACCAACGCCGGCGACGCCUUCUCCGCCGACGCCGCUGACUUCGCCGUCGCUCUCCUCAUCGACGUUCUCCGCCGUGUCUCCGCUGGCGACCGGUUCAUUCGUGCCGGGUCGUGGCCUGCAAAGGGACAGUACCCUCUUGGUUCCAAGUUAGGUGGAAAACGGGUUGGGAUCAUUGGGCUAGGAAGUAUUGGAUCCAUGAUUGCCAAAAGGCUAGAGCCCUUCGGCUGCAUCAUUGCCUACAACUCGAGGAGGAAGAAGCCAAACGUUUCAUUUCCUCACUACGAAAAUGUCAUGGACCUGGCAACAAAUAGUGAUGCUCUAAUUCUUUGUUGUGCAUUGACAAACGAAACCCACCACAUGAUCAACAAGGAUGUCAUGACCGCACUGGGAAAGGAAGGCGUCAUUAUUAAUGUUGGUCGUGGGGCCCUCAUCGAUGAAAAGGAACUGGUGCGGUUUUUGGUGAAGGGCGACAUUGGAGGAGCGGGUCUUGAUGUGUACGAGGAAGAACCUGAGGUGCCGAGAGAACUGUUCGAGUUGGACAACGUUGUUUUGUCACCACACAGAGCUGUUGCAACCCCAGAAGCAUUUGUGGCACUGCAAGAGGUAGUCAUAGCCAACAUAGAGGCUUUCUUUGCGAAUAAACCUUUGCCGUCGCAAAUUGAGCUUGAAUGAAAGUGAUUAUCUGUUUUUUUUUUUUUUUUUUUUUUAACAUAAUGUGACACAUUUGAGAUUUGUCAAUAAAGGCAUUAUUGCUAUAAGAUCAACUGAUGUUGAGCAUCCACAUACUUUUGUGAAGUUAUAAUUAAACCAAAGGAGCUAAUGUUGGGGUUCAAUUGCUAAAUUGAAUUCAGAAGUUUAAUUUGGGUA
Messenger RNA from Camellia sinensis, 1291 nucleotides. Its product is annotated as glyoxylate/hydroxypyruvate reductase HPR3. The record is from RefSeq and is a predicted model, not a curated record. Lineage: Eukaryota; Viridiplantae; Streptophyta; Magnoliopsida; Ericales; Theaceae. Gene Ontology annotation, molecular function: glyoxylate reductase (NADPH) activity; hydroxypyruvate reductase [NAD(P)H] activity; NAD binding. Gene Ontology annotation, cellular component: cytosol.